Molecule: messenger RNA, 306 nt
Organism: Ilex paraguariensis (yerba mate)
Lineage: Eukaryota; Viridiplantae; Streptophyta; Magnoliopsida; Aquifoliales; Aquifoliaceae
Source: the annotation of a GenBank genome assembly
AUGGUGUCAUUUAUCUGGUGCAGGUGUGUGCAAAACCAGAGAAAAAAAGGGGGACCAGGGAGUGAAGAACUUCCGCUAACUCAACUGGAAACCUUGCAUUUUGGGAUAUUUAAUCUCAUCUUUGAUAAGCCACAAAUACAACAAUUACACAAACUACAAAAGAAUCAGCUCAAUGAAGUCAAUAUGCAACAAAAUUUUCAAAAGGUAAAUCGUGGAAGAGCAACUCCAGCCAGAUAUCAUCAUUCAAUAUCUCUCUUAGUUCUCCAUUCUUGUCUCUUUUGCAUUCAUUAUGCAACCAUGUUUUAA